GUUUUACGUCAAAGUGGAUCAGUUUUGAUUUGUUUUUGAUUUUCGUGAUUUGUUUAAUGUCUUCUAUCAUCCGUUUUCCCAGCCACACAGCAAUAAAGGGUCUAGUCUGAAUUACACGAAUCUGUGAAUAUUAAUAGCAAUGGAAUCCAGCUAUGCUCCACUUACAGAAGCUUGUGCAAAGGCACUGAGUGAUAAGACCUAUGAAAAGAGAAAAGCAGCGGCACUGGAAAUAGAGAAAAUGGUCAAUGAGUUCAACAAAGCCAAAAAUACGAAUCAAAUUCGUAAGCUCUUGAAUCUCUUGGGAAACGAUUUUGCUAUCUCCAGAGAUUCCAACAAACGAAAGGGAGGUCUUAUCGGGCUGGCAGCAGUCAGUAUUGGACUUGGAAAGGAUUCGGAGAAGUACAUCAAUGAUCUGGUUCGACCGAUUCUUAACUGUUUAUCCGAUCCAGAAUUAAAGGUCCGAUAUUUUGCUAGUGAAUCGUUGUACAAUGUUGUGAAGGUAGCUAGAGGGGCCAUAGUGCCUCUGUUUCCAGAUAUUUUUUCUGCCUUAAGUCGACUAGUUACAGACCCUGACCAAUCAGUGAAAAAUGGUAGUGAAUUGCUGGAUCGAUUACUGAAGGAUAUCGUAACGGAGAAUUCACAAACAUUCGAUUUAGAUUCGUUCAUUCCGUUAAUAAGGGAACGGGUCUAUCCAAACAAUUCAUUUUCUCGACAAUUUGUCAUAUCGUGGGUGUCCGUAUUAAAUGCGGUGCCGGAAAUUAAUAUGGUUGUGUAUCUACCGGAAAUUCUGGACGGAUUGUUUCAAAUGCUCGAAGACAACAUGGUCGAAAUUCAUCGAAUGUGCGAAACGUUGCUUUCUCAAUUCCUUCGGAACAUUCAGAACGAUCCCAGUGCGGCCGAUAUGUCCAAAAUGUCGAAUAUUUUGAUAAUACACGCACAAUCUACGAACGAGCUAAUCCAGUACACCGCAAUCAUGUGGAUUAGAGAGUUCGUACAACUAUCCGGACCGAAAAUGCUUUCAUUUGCUAGCGGGAUUUUUACAGCGAUCUUGCCGUGCUUGGCCUAUGAAGGAGAUUCCAGAAAACACAUAAAGGAGACUGCUCAGGCUGUCAACAAAACAAUGCUUGAAUUAGUCUCGUCGAAAAGCGAUAUGUCUCAGAUAUUCAAACAUUUGGACCUGGAUUCUAUCAUGGAAGUACUAAGACAGUACUUAGCACACAGUUCCGUCGAUACGAAGGUGGCUGUGCUGAAAUGGAUUCAUCAUUUAUUUACGGAAGCUAAAGACAAGAUGUCGGCACAUGCCAGCGGAUUAUUUCCCGUUUUGUUGGGAAUAUUGUCGGACAAUUCUGACGAGGUCGUUCUGCAGGGGUUGAUUGUCUUAGCGGAAAUUGUCAAUACUACUAACACAAAGGACACAAACAUCAACAAAACUCAUUACAGAAAGUUCCUCAUUAGUUUAUUGAAUUUGUUUAGCGAAGAGAAACCAUUUCUGGAAAAUCGAGGAUCAUUGAUUAUUAGACAACUGUGUGUACUACUGAAUGCCGAGUUCAUCUACAGAACGUUCGCAGAAAUUAUAUCUGAAGAGACGGUAAAUGUAAAAUUCGCUUCGAUAAUGGUUCGUACUCUGCAUACAAUAUUGGUCACAUCAUCCGAACUAUUUGAAUUGAGAAGUCAACUGAAGGAUAUCCGAAAUGAGAAAUCGGCGUCAUUAUUCCAAUGUCUAUACAAAUCGUGGUGUCACUGUCCAAUAUCAACACUGUCACUGUGUUUAUUGGCUCAGUGCUAUCAGCACUGCUCCGAAUUGGUGUUAAUCUUCGGCGAUUUGGAGAUAACGGUGGAAUUCAUUACAGAAAUCGAUAAACUGGUCCAACUGAUCGAAUCUCCAAUUUUUGCUUCGCUCCGUUUGACGCUUGUUUCAAAUAACAAUAAUCGUGCCGAUGCCAAGCAUCUGUCGCAAGCAUUAUUCGGAAUUUUAAUGUUACUCCCACAAACCGAGGCAUUCAAAUGCUUGUCCAAUCGGCUGCAAUGCGUUCCAAACUAUUGGGGAUUGUCGAAUCAAGACACGGACACUCAAUCCAUUCAAUGCCAGAGCAAAAUCGACUUCAACGAAUUGCUGAAACAUUUCCGACAAAUACAAAAGAACCAUCAUCUGCAUAGAAUCAACCAGAGAAAACGAACCGUUGCUUUGUGGGACGACGAAGCAGCAAAAGACGACCAUUAAACAUCCCAUAUUCCACUUAUGUAUUCGAAACCGAAUGUUUAUUCCAAUCAUUGUUUGUACAAUCACACGGGGAAAACUGUUUUUUUUUUCAAUUGAAAUAAAGUGUUGAUGCGAAAUGUUA
Bradysia coprophila is the source of this 2342-nucleotide messenger RNA. Its product is annotated as protein VAC14 homolog. Gene Ontology annotation, cellular component: endosome membrane; PAS complex. Gene Ontology annotation, biological process: phosphatidylinositol biosynthetic process. The record is from RefSeq and is a predicted model, not a curated record. Lineage: Eukaryota; Metazoa; Arthropoda; Insecta; Diptera; Sciaridae.